This is a messenger RNA of Saccharomycopsis crataegensis, 1026 nucleotides long. RefSeq names its product TFIIH/NER complex subunit TFB3 (gene TFB3). Bases 1 to 1026 code for a protein of 341 amino acids. Gene Ontology annotation, biological process: regulation of transcription by RNA polymerase II; positive regulation of cyclin-dependent protein serine/threonine kinase activity; nucleotide-excision repair. Gene Ontology annotation, cellular component: transcription factor TFIIH holo complex. The record is from RefSeq and is a predicted model, not a curated record. Gene Ontology annotation, molecular function: cyclin-dependent protein serine/threonine kinase activator activity. NCBI's taxonomy places the organism in Eukaryota, Fungi, Ascomycota, Saccharomycetes, Ascoideales, Saccharomycopsidaceae. The transcript has a single exon.
AUGACAGAGGUGGCAGAUAGUUAUCUAGAGGAUAUCAAUAACGAUGUCUGCCCAAUCUGCAAAACCGACAAAUAUUUGAACUCGAACAUGAAGUUCCUCAUUAAUCCAGAAUGCUAUCAUAAGAUUUGUGACUCGUGUGUCGACCGUAUCUUCUCUUCGGGACCUACAAAGUGUCCUUACCAAGGUUGUGAAAAGAUUUUGCGUAAAAACAAGUUCAAGUCCCAGAUUUUCGAAGAUAUCUCGAUCGAGAAAGAAAUAGAUAUCCGGAACCUGAUCGUCAAGAUCUUUAACAAAACAGAGAAGGAUUUCAAGACGCUAGAAGAGUUUAAUGCUUAUUUAGAGAAAAUCGAGGAAAUCAUUUAUAAUAUUUUGAACGGGGUUCAAGUCAAGGAAACCAAUGAAUAUAUUGCCAAUUACAAACAAGAAAACUCAAAAUCCAUCCAUCAAAAUAACAUCAAUAUUCAAAGACAGCACGAUAUUUUUUUGAAAAUCGAAAAUAAGAAGAAGUUGAUCAAUGAUGAGAAGCAGAAGCUUUCCAAACAGUUGAUUAGAGAACUUCAGAAUGACAAGAAAAUUGCCAACCAACAAAUCACCAACAAUUUAUUGAAUUCCUCACUCGAUACCAAUUUGAUCGUUGAGAAUGCUCGGAAAAACCUUCUCAAACAAAGUCUGGCGAGACGGAAGAAGUACAUUGAGCAAACAAAGUUGCUCCAAGAGAAGUUCAUGUCGCAAGAAGACCUUGAAAUGAUGAACUAUUCCAACCCAGGGUUGCCAGGGUUCAGAAAACACAGAUUGAUGCAACAACAGGCUACAAUGAUGUCGCCAUUCUCCCCUUUCAAUGGAGACAGAAGUGUCAAUUUACCGUUUGAAGUGGAAGAAGAAUAUUUCGAUCCGUAUACCAGCAAUGUUAUUAAAGAUGCCCAAUAUUUGGCUGGGGGUAUUAGAGUCGAACAGAUCUAUAAGAAAUCGUUGUUCGAGGCAUUUUUUGGUUUGGAUUGUAUUAUAAAAGAAGAGAAAAGUGCUUGA